UGUCUCUGUAGUGUCUAAACUUGACCACAAGGAGGCAGUAUAAUACUGUCGAUUCAGCCACCCGGCUUGGAUUGAAACGUCACUUCCGUUUCCAUUUCAGAAGGGGAAAAAAGCUAAAUAUUGCCUGCAAAAGACAGUUUGACACAAAGAGGAAAGACAGGAGCGUUUAUCUUUGUCAACUACGAUGGAGGAGUACAACUCUGGAGAUGAUGUCCUCUUCAACACAGAUGAGAACAGCGCUUUAGUCAAAGAGUGCAUCGAGGGUGUCAUCGGUGGUACCGACUACGACCACAGUAAAGUCAACCAGUGGACGGCCAGCAUAGUGGAGAAUUCGCUGACUCAUCUGGUCAAACAGGGGCGGGCGUUCAAAUUCAUUGUAAACUGCGCCAUCAUGCAGAAAAGCGGCGCUGGGCUCCACACAGCCAACUCCUGCUACUGGGACACCGCGACUGAUGGGAGCUGCACCGUCAGGUGGGAGAACCGCACCAUGUACUGCAUCGUCAGCGUGUUCGCCGUGGCGCUGUAAUGCCACCGCCCGCCUCCGAACUUCUCCGCUUUCCGCCCGCAAACAAGAAAACAACAGGAGCGGCCCGUUGGAGCUUUUUAUGGACCACAGUUGUGUUGGGGUUCCGGUUCUGAUGACCGACCUCUCAGAUGUGACCGGCGCGUUCUGUUUGUUCUGCAUGUUGAUAACUGAUCUGAUAAUUGUAACCUGUCAGCCAGCAGACAUCCGAGGACCCAAUACCUGCAACAAGACAUGAAAGCACUCGCAUCCAUUAAGCUGGACUUCCUGUUUACUGUUUAUUAGCUGGUGUUUGUUUGUUGUUUUUUUGUGCAGCCCAUCAUAAAUGUACUGAUAUCAAAGCUUUAAGUGUAGAUUCAAAAACUUAGGACUGAACUCUCUUUUAAGGAGAAUUUUAUUGUUACUUUUAUUAAAAUAUUUUCAUCAUUCCUGUUGUUUUAUUUUGUGUUUGUAAUAAUCGUGUAAAUGUCUCUUAUUUAUAAUCUUUAAUAAAUCCGUUUAUUCAUUU
Molecule: messenger RNA, 1031 nt
Organism: Oryzias melastigma (Indian medaka)
Lineage: Eukaryota; Metazoa; Chordata; Actinopteri; Beloniformes; Adrianichthyidae
Product: dynein light chain Tctex-type 3
Exons: 5
Coding region: 185-526 (113 amino acids)
Biological process (GO): microtubule-based movement
Cellular component (GO): cytoplasm; cytoplasmic dynein complex; kinetochore
Molecular function (GO): dynein intermediate chain binding
Source: RefSeq, a predicted model, not a curated record